Messenger RNA from Sphaerulina musiva SO2202, 487 nucleotides. RefSeq lists its product as uncharacterized. The transcript has 2 exons. Lineage: Eukaryota; Fungi; Ascomycota; Dothideomycetes; Mycosphaerellales; Mycosphaerellaceae. The record is from RefSeq and is a predicted model, not a curated record. Bases 59 to 382 code for a protein of 107 amino acids.
CGCAAGUUGUGUACUAUUCAAUUCCGUUAUCCCCUCCCAAAUCAGACCCAGCGGCAACAUGUCACCCAUCGCACGCAGUGCUAUCAAACUGACGCAGAAACUUCGAGAUUCAGCCUAUCGAACCCAGAUGUUGGAUUUGGUUCAAGAAGCCAUCAAUAAGCCAGAAUUGGCCCAUUUCACUGUGGCGACGUUCAAGAAUGCUUCCCAUACCAGCCCCUCAGACCCCAGGGAGCAUGCUACAGUAUUUCUAGCCACGGAGGAACAGGCGAAAAACAACAAGGCGCAAGCUGUGCAUAUCUAUCAUGAUAAAGACUACAAAUUCACGGGCUAUAGCCUCUGGCAGGAGAGGGAGAACAGAGAGGACAAGACCAAAGAUACGUGAGCUUAGUCCUGGAUGACGGCAUUCACUUAGGGGAGGAGCAGAGUAGCGUGUUGUAUGCAAAUGUGUACCGUAUUGUGACUUUUUCAGAGUGUAGGGGGUAGUUCA